Messenger RNA from Brachypodium distachyon (stiff brome), 958 nucleotides. RefSeq lists its product as uncharacterized. Lineage: Eukaryota; Viridiplantae; Streptophyta; Magnoliopsida; Poales; Poaceae. The transcript has a single exon. The record is from RefSeq and is a predicted model, not a curated record. The coding region runs from base 248 to 778 and encodes 176 amino acids.
AGGCACAUAUGGUUUUCAAGAAGAAUCCUUAGGCACCUCCUUGCUUCCGACCUCACAUAGAAACCAAAGGAAGAGAAUGACCGCUGGGGAAAGCAAUAGGCUUCCUGGAAAAUAAAAAGAAGGGGAAAAAAGCGAUUCAUUCCUGCCUUCCCUUCGCCAAGCAGGCAAGCAAACGGAAGCAGACACCCGCAAACCACCCAGGAAUUACUACCCGGGAGUCAAGCAACCAAGAAUCUGUGCUCCAUCCAUGGCAGAUCAGGACGCCGCCGAGAUGGGCCCGCCGGCGUGGCCCCCUUGGACCUCCCUCCUGCUCCGGGCCAUGAGCAAGCGUCGGACCUGGGUCGCCCUCUUCCUCGCCGUCUACGCCGCGCUGCUCUGCUCGUCGUGGAGCCUCCUCGGGUCCGUGCGCGCCUGGUACUACGCCGCGGUGGGCGGGGCGCACCCUGCGGCGGCGGUGGCGUGGCCCGCGGCGCUAUACGCGUCGGUGAUGUACGGCGCGGUGUUCGGGCUGCUGUCCAUGGGGGCCGCGCUGGCCGUCGCGGCGCCCGCCAUGCUGGUGACCUGGAUCACGGUGCUCGUGCUGCUGGCGUUCGCGGGGAAGCCCAGGAGGUCGCUGGUCGCCGAGGGGCGGCGCGCCACGGCCGACAUCGCGCGGCUCGCGCUCCGCGUGCUGCUGCGCGAGGGCAACGCCGUCGCCGCGCUCUGCGCCGCCGCCAGCUUCACCGCCCUGCUCCUCGGCCGCCGCGACGACGGCGAGGCGGCGGCGGCCGGCAGCUGAAUUGGUGCUUCUUUUUAGAGAAAAGCUGAUCUGAUGCUUUCCAUUAUUUACACUUGUCUUGUAGUAGUAGUGUUUUUCUUUUAUCUGCAGUUAAUUUUUCAACGUAAUCCCUGUCCGAAUGCAGCCGUUUGUAUACCAUGAUUUUGGGGGUUUCAUUUUUGCCAUUUCUCCUCCUUUUUA